Scatophagus argus is the source of this 2537-nucleotide messenger RNA. Its product is annotated as piggyBac transposable element-derived protein 3-like. Bases 543 to 2156 code for a protein of 537 amino acids. The transcript is spliced from 2 exons. The record is from RefSeq and is a predicted model, not a curated record. Lineage: Eukaryota; Metazoa; Chordata; Actinopteri; Scatophagidae.
ACAUAUCCUCCUGAGACCCGGCCCAUUCAUUUGUGUCCUUUGUAGUGGACAUUGUGUUCACCUGUGUCUUCCUAAAGUAUUUGGAGUUAACCUAUCAAGCCCUAUAGCAUUCUGUAGAGGACAUCCUGGGCUUUCCAGUGAUAUGUCAUGUGAUGGGUUUGCAUGCUGGGAACUUUACUUUUUUUCUCUAUCAAGAUGGCCGCCAUACCAACAGCCACAUUUUAUGGAAAGAGGAGAGGUAAGUUAAAUAUUCUUUAUCUGUUGCUAUUUUUUCCAUGAUAAUUAUAUAUAUUCUUGUUUAUUAACAUGUCAGUAACAAUAUUUUUACAUCUGAAAACAGUUUUAUUAUUUCUGUUUUGAAAUAACAGUCAUUUAAUGAAUGUCAAUUGUAGUGGACAGCAGGAUCAUUUUAAUGUAUUUAAAGACUGCACAUUGUUGUAGGAGAAAAAAGUGAAGCAGAGAGGAUUCUAUACCGGAUAAUAGAGGGAGAUUCAGAUUUGGAGCUGUCAGAUGAGGAAAAGGAUGAAGAUGAGUAUGAGCCUAUGAUAGGGGAAGAUGGUGAUGAAGAGGGAGAGGAAGAAAAUGCAGGAGAAUCUGAUGAGACAGAGUCAGAGUCAGAGAGAAACCAGCAAAGUCGUCGUGCUCUGUGGGCCAGGACUAACUUAUUCACACCUGUGUUACCUGUGCUCCCUGCCUAUCAAGAUGACCCUAAAAUCCGUGAAUACUGGAGUCCAAUCCAGUACUUUUCACAGUACAUUGACGACAACAUCUUUGAAGAUCUGGCAGCUUUUACAAAUCAAAGACAGCUGCAAAUGACAGGAGUGUCAAUGAAUACUACUGCCCAAGAAAUCAAGAUUUUCUUCGGCAUAUCAGUACACAUGGCCUGCCUUGGCUAUCCCAGAGUCAAAAUGUUUUGGGCUAAAAAAACUAAAGUGCCGGUAAUUAGCAGGAAAAUGACAAGGGACAGGUUCUACAAGCUGAGAAGCUCACUCAAGAUUGUCAAUGACCUGGAUGUGACUGAAGAGACAAAGGAGUCAGACAUUCUUUGGAGAGUCAGACCACUGCUUGACCGUGUGAGGCAAGGUUGUCUCAGACUUCCAAGGUGUGACAAGGUGUGCAUUGAUGAGCAAAUAAUCCCGUUCACAGGCCGCUGCCCAGUCAGGCAGUAUGUGCCAGGAAAGCCAAACCCUACUGGCCUAAAAGUUUUUGUGCUUGCCUCGCCAAAUGGUUUGGUCCUGGAUUUCGAGGUCUAUCAGGGCAAGAAUACAUUCAGGGGCCAAAGACUGGGAGUUGGAGCUGCAGCGGUCUUACGUAUGGUCGAGUCUGUUCCUACAGGAACUUAUGUGUUCUUUGAUCGAUAUUUCACGACGAUCGAUCUCAUGGACGCUUUGCUCUCAAAGGGUCUUCCAGCAACUGGAACCAUUAUGAAGAAUAGGGUUCCAAAGCAAUGCCAGCUGCCAGAAGAUAAGCAGCUGAAAAAAGAAGGGAGAGGGGCUUCAGUGACGUUGGUCCGGAGGGGGCCUGAGCUGGCAGUGACGAAAUGGUUUGACAAUAAACCAGUUCUGAUGGCCUCCACUGUCUACGGGAGAGAUCCAGAGGAUAUCUGUAGCAGAUGGUCCAACAAAGACAAAGGUCAUGUCCAGGUGAGACGUCCAGCAGUAAUCAGGGAAUAUAAUGACAACAUGGGUGGCGUAGACCUCUGUGAUCGAAUGCUGAGCUUCUACCGCAUGUCAACCAGGACCAAGAAGUGGACAUCACGUGUGAUGACGCAUUUCUUUGAUGUUGCCAUCACAAACGCUUGGAUCCAGUAUAAGUCUGACAGUACAGCACUGAAUCGACCAGCUAAGAACACCCAGCAGUACCUGGACUUCAAAUUGCACCUGGCUGAGGAGCUGCUGGAUAGUCCAUCAUUUGAUGACAGCAGUGAAGACAGUGAGGAAGAGUAUCAGCCACCAACCAAAACAAGGAUCCCACAACCAGAGCCAUCUGUACGCAGACUAGGAGCCAGGCACAUGCCAGAGAUGAUGGACAUAAAACAUGCUGAAAGAUGCAGGAACAAGGGCUGCAAUGGCAAGACAUACAUGAGGUGCACCCAAUGCAAGAUGUUCCUCUGUAUAACCAAAAAGAAAACAUGCUUCCAGGAUUAUCACCGCUAAAAUAUGCAGGGGAAAAUGAAAUGCAGUACUGUUUAUGUUCUAUGUCUUAUUCUAUAGUUCACUGUUAAACUAAAUACAUGUUUUUUGUCCUCGCAAGCAACAAGCAUCAGAAAAGUGAUAGAGAAUUUGUUUUUUUGUUUUUUGAUCAAAUUAAAUGUGUUCUUGGGUUAAUAUCACUCAUAAUCUGUUAAUUUUUUUAUUUUCUGAAUUCAGUUCUAUUUUCACAUGGAAAUCGUCCUGUUGUACUCCACAGUGGACAUGAUGUGAAAUUAAAAUUAUAAAUAUAUUCAAAAAAAUUAAAAUGGUAUGGUGUUUUUUUAGGCCCAAAUAGAUAGGAAAUCACACAAAAAAAGAAAUUGUAAGACACUUUUUUUCUUCAGU